Molecule: messenger RNA, 533 nt
Organism: Macrobrachium nipponense
Lineage: Eukaryota; Metazoa; Arthropoda; Malacostraca; Decapoda; Palaemonidae
Exons: 3
Coding region: 36-533 (165 amino acids)
Source: RefSeq, a predicted model, not a curated record
UCUUACCACAGGAAUCAAAGGAAGGGACCAGCUCCAUGGAGGAUAUUAGUAUUAGUAGCGGCAGCAAUGCACAUAGUGAUGAUGCCGGGGGCAAUUACACUAGUCACGAUCAAGACGUAAGAAGCGGACGGCUCGACAAAGGUGAAGAUAUAUGCAAGGAUUUGCCAGAACCUGUUGGUCUCAGUCGUCUCUCUACCGAACUUUCGCUAGAUAACAUGAAAUUAGAAGGGGAUGUGGAUGUUAUUGAAAAAGAAAGGAGAUUAUCUGCCGAUGGGAAAAAGGUUUCCACUGAGAGCAAAAAGGCAUCUGUCAGUUUGAAUUUGAAGAGGUCUCCAUCACCUUCUGGAACACCUCAUUCUCCAUCUAGACCAUCUUCACUUUUAACGCCAACAGCUCCCCCUUCAACUACCCGGGUAAUAGAAAUAGCCACAAAAGUAAUAGAGUUUGUAUGCUCUGAGGAGACCAUCGACAUUGAAUCCUUGAGGAAAGCCUUUUUCACUCAGGUUUUGAGUGAAAUUAUAUUCUCAGCAUAA